AAACGAGCUUAAGGUGGACUCUAUCGACCGAAACUUUGGAUAUUGUCAUCAUGCUCUCAAGAAGGAUAGUUUUUCCGCUGAUUCUCAUCUCUAUUAUCCAGGAAUCUCUCUCGUUCUACGGAUAUUACGACUACGGAUACAAAACGCUCAGUGGUCCCAGGUAUAAAUACAGAGCUUACAAAGAAGUGGAUUAUGGUUACGGCCACGGUGGCGGCGGAUACGGCCAUAGUGGUGGCGGAUACGGCCACGGUGGCGGCGGAUACGGCCAUAGUGGUGGCGGAUACGGCCAUAGUGGUGGCGGAUACGGCCAUAGCAGUGGCGGAUACGGCCAUAGUGGCGGCGGAUACGGUCAUGAUGAUGGAUAUGGCCAUGAUGAUGGAUAUGGCCAUGAUCACGGUGGCUAUGGGCACGACCACAAAGGCUACGGCCACGACCAUGGAGGAUACGGCCAUGAUCAUGGUGGGUACGGGCACGACCACGGAGGAGGGUAUGGCCACGACCACGGAGGCUACGGCCACGACCACGGGAAUAGCUACGGCUAUCAUAAGCGAUAAGGUGAGGUUUGACAGAAGCCCGCAACAACCCUGGGGGCUAAUUAAGGGGGUUAAUUUCCCCCCUUAAUAAUUCAGAAUUAUUCACUUAUGGUAAAAGAUUGUUCAAUCUUCUUCCAUUUCUUCAACUUUUUUUUUCUUUGGACAUCAGGUAAUUAAAGCAUCGUUUGCCCAUACCAGAGUCGUAUACAUGUUUCAAAGGAAUUCGUAAAAGCAUGUAAAGCCCGGAUUUCUACGUAGUCUGUGUUUAAUACGGGAUCUUAUAUGAAUAAAAAUAAUUAUUUUUCUGAUAUAUUUUUCAAUUAUGUUAAAUAUGGGUUUUUAUACUAAGAAAAAUAAUAAAUUUUCUAAUAUAUUUUCUAUUUUGAAUAUGGGAUUUUUAUAUUAAGAAAAAUCAUAUUUCUGAUGUAUUUCCUAUCUAUGUUGAUUAUGAGAUUUUAUACUCAGAAAGAUAAUUAUUUUCUAAUAUAUUUUCUAUCUAAGUUGAAUAUGGGAUUUUUUAUCCUAAGAAAAACAUUUUCCAGGUAUAUUUUCUAUCUAUGAUGAAUCUCAGUUUUUAUACUAAGAAAAACCAUUAUUUUCCUUUAUGUAUUUCCAACCUAUGAUGAAUCUGAGAUUUUAUACAAAUAGAAAAACAUUAUUUUUAUAAUAUAUUUUCGAUCUAUGUUAAACAUGGG
Molecule: messenger RNA, 1228 nt
Organism: Macrobrachium nipponense
Lineage: Eukaryota; Metazoa; Arthropoda; Malacostraca; Decapoda; Palaemonidae
Product: TATA-binding protein-associated factor 2N-like
Exons: 3
Coding region: 51-554 (167 amino acids)
Source: RefSeq, a predicted model, not a curated record